This is a messenger RNA of Fragaria vesca subsp. vesca, 1098 nucleotides long. RefSeq names its product alternative oxidase 3, mitochondrial-like. Gene Ontology annotation, molecular function: alternative oxidase activity. Gene Ontology annotation, biological process: alternative respiration. The transcript has 4 exons. The record is from RefSeq and is a predicted model, not a curated record. The coding region runs from base 85 to 1038 and encodes 317 amino acids. NCBI's taxonomy places the organism in Eukaryota, Viridiplantae, Streptophyta, Magnoliopsida, Rosales, Rosaceae. Gene Ontology annotation, cellular component: mitochondrion.
AUACCAAGCUAAGAAAGCAAUCACUGUUAGCAAAAGAAAAAUACAAUCGCAGAUUUCGGGGUGACGUACUUUGAAUAGUUUGAGAUGAAUAGGGUUGCGUUGAGGUCCGUGAUCGGAGGUCUGCGCAGUGGCCGGAGCUGGAACCAGUACAUUUCUCCUGCUGCAGCUAGGAAUGUUGAGAGUGCGGAGUUUCAGUGGAGGAAGAUGAUGAGCACGGGGUCGGCUUCAGCUGAGAAAGAGGAGAAGGAGAGUGAAGUGAAGAAAGUGGAGGAUAGCACGGUGGUUUCGAAUUACUGGGGGAUUAUGAGGCCCAAGAUUACUAGGGAGGAUGGGACUGAGUGGCCGUGGAAUUGCUUCAAGCCAUGGGAUACUUAUCGAGCAGACACGUCCAUCGAUCUGAGCAAGCACCAUGUGCCCAAGAAUUUUCAGGACAGAGUUGCCUUCAGGGCUGUCAAGUUUCUUCGAGUUCUAUCAGAUCUUUACUUCAAGGAGCGGCAUGGAUGCCACGCAAUGAUGUUGGAAACUGUCGCAGGUGUCCCUGGCAUGGUGGGAGGAAUGGUGCUGCACUUAAGAUCUCUCCGGAGGUUCGAGCACAGUGGUGGUUGGAUCAAAGCUUUGCUUGAAGAAGCAGAGAAUGAGAGGAUGCACCUUAUGACAGUAGGGGAACUCGUGAAGCCCGUGUGGCACGAGAGACUACUGGUUCUGGCUGCGCAGGGAGUGUUCUUCAAUGCCUUCUUUGUGUUCUAUUUGCUUUCCCCCAAGAUUGCACAUAGAUUUACUGGGUACCUGGAGGAGGAAGCUGUAAUAUCUUACACAGAUUAUUUGAAGGCUAUUGAAGAUGGCAAAAUUGAAAAUGUGCCGGCUCCUGCUAUAGCCAUCGACUACUGGAGGCUACCUAAAGAUGCAAGACUUCUUGAUGUUAUUACUGUGAUUCGUGCUGAUGAAGCUCACCAUCGUGAUGUCAACCAUUUCGCAUCUGAUAUUCAAUUUCAGGGAAAAGAACUGAGAGAAGCACCGGCUCCCAUUGGUUAUCACUAAGCAAGACUUGUAUGUGAAAAUCUAAAGAUCAAUUUCUACCUAAUAUAAUCUACCCAUCUU